Paramecium sonneborni is the source of this 3564-nucleotide messenger RNA. The record is from the annotation of a GenBank genome assembly. NCBI's taxonomy places the organism in Eukaryota, Ciliophora, Oligohymenophorea, Peniculida, Parameciidae.
AUGAUUAACUUAAGUUAAAUAUUAGAAGGUGAGAAUGGUGAGAUAACAUUUUGUGAGGAUGAAAGUCAGGUUGAUUUAGAAGAUAUCUUAUAAGAAGAAGAAGAGAUAAGAGAAUAAGUGAAUUAUUUGAAUAGUGAUUCUUAAAUAUUGGAAUGUAAUAAUUAGAAUAAUGAAUCAUUUAUUUGUGAUAAAGAAGAAUUCAUUUCUCCAAUUUAAAUAAUGAAUUAAGGGUAUUAAUCAAAAACAUUUGGGAUUUCAACAAAUUAUUUAAUCAAUUACUGGGAGAAAUAGUUAGCAUUAUACUCAAAUAAUAAGAAUAACAAAUCUAUUUAAAUUUAAGAUGUGUCUUAUAUUUCAGUUAAAGGUUAAAUAAUAGCUGUUGGUUUUGAGAAUGGUUUAAUUCAAGUAUACGAGGGAAGUUAAUUAAAAUUAGUCCAUAAAAUAUAAGAGCAUUAGACUACAAUUAUAGGUUUGAAUAUAGUAGAUAUAUAAAUAAAUGAAUUAAUGAUAGCAUCAUCUGAUUUAGAUGGUAAUGUCAAAUUAAUAAGAAUAGGAUAGAAUUUAUUCAGAAGUAAAAUUGUAACAAAUACUAUUAUGAAUAAAUUUGAAUAUCCUGUAACUCAAUUAAUAUCUUAACAUUUUAAAUAUUCUGACUCUCAUAAAGCCAGUCUAUUAUUGACUUUAGCAAAUACUAAUAUGGUUAUAACAUUAUCUAUCAAUCCUGAAGUUAAAGUAAUACAUGUUUUUGAUAAAUAAAAAUCUAAUAAUGAUUUACACUGGGGAAAAUGUCAUUAUGAAGGAAAUCUAAUCUAAUUGUUAUCUAUCUAAUGGAAUUCAUUCAUUUAAUUAAUUACUUUUCUAGAAAAUUCUCCAUGGUAUUUUUCAUUCUAUUCUGCUGAUACAUAAUUGAUUGGAGCUAAAUUCAUCUCAGAAAAUCUAAUAAUUGCUGCUACUGAAGGAUAAUUUCUAGUUCUCUAUAUACCAUAUUUCUCUAAAGGUAAAUAUUGCUUUAAAUCUGAUGGAAAAGCUAAAAUUUCAAACACAAAUUUCCAUUAAAAUAUUUAUUGUUUAAGAGCUAUAAAUAAUGUAAUCUAUUUUAUAUCAGAAAAUUAACUCUAUUCAUUACAUGCACUUAGUUGGUUAUAAUAUCUUAAAUCAUUAAUCUAAAACGAUUCACCAUAAUGGACUAUAGCAUUAAGGUUUCUUGUUUAAGUUUAUAAAGGUAAAGUUAAAGGAAUGCCUAACUUAGAAUUAGAGGAGGAUAGAAAUGCUAUUCAAACUUUAGCUCCUACUCUUAUAACCAGUAUCACUCAUUCCAAAAUUAAUAGAGAAUUAAUAUCAAGUGUUGUUCAAUUUAUACUUCUUUGCUAAAUUCCUUAACAUUUGAGUAUAAUUAGAUAAGGAUGUGAAAAACAAUUUGUUUUGGAAGAUUAUUACAGAGUUUUAGAAAUUCAUUUAAAAAAGAUAACAUAAUUACCAAAAGAGAUUUUCUUUGAUUUAGCUAAUAAAUUUUCUCCUGAAUCUUUUCAAUAGUUAGUGAUAAAUUUAGAUUUAAAUUCAAUAGAUAUAGGAUAUACUUAUGAUGUUUGUCUAAGUAAAGAGAUAUAUACUCCAUUACUAUAUAUAUGUCCAAGAAAAGAAGAAGAUUUUAUAACUCCUUUGAAUAAAAUGUUUGAGAAACAUAAAUAAGAACUCUAUGAAAAAUGUUUAUGGUUUAUUGAAAUAACAUAAAAAUAAAUUUUAUUUCCAAAUGAUUAAAUACCUUUAGAAAUUUGGAAGAAAGCUAUUAGAUAAUAAAUAUUAUGGUUAAUGGAAGUAUUGGAUGUAUUUUAGAGUGAGAAGAUGUUUUAAAUACUUAGUACAUAUCUUAAACAUCCUUGUUUUGGUGCUUUACUUAAUGAAUCAGUCUACUCUUAUUUUAAUAUUACUUAAGAGAAUUUAUUAGCUACAAAGAUUUUUGAAUAAGUUAGUAACAUUAAAUAAAAUUAUUUACUAUAAUAUUUAAUAUUUGUCAGUAAGAUUAUUGAUUAAAUAAAAGUAUAAGAUGCAGAGAAAUUAAUAUUACAAAUAUUUGAAAUCAAUAAAUCUUAUAUUGAUAAUUAUGUUGCAAUGCCUGAAGAUUUGGAUUAGAUUUUAUAAAUAAUUUAUUAUUUAAUGCCUCAUACAUCAUUAAUUGAUAAAGCAUAUGAGUGUAAGUGUGUUGAUUAUAUCGCAUAUUAUUUCUUAUCUUAAAAUCAAUUUGAUUAAGCUAUUCAAAUAUUCUUCAAUUAUGAAUAAUUUAAACUUAGAGUCUAUAAAUGGCUUUAAUAUCAACCUUAUGAUCCAUUAAUGUUAGAUCAACUUGAUAAAUUAUUAUAAUUAGAUCCUGAAAAAUGUGCAAAAGUAUUUUAAAGUUGGCCAAUCGAAACUUUAUAAAAACUCAUUAUUUAUUAACCAAAAAGAGAAUUACUUAAUGUAUUCAAAUAUCUCUCUAUUGAUCUCUCUUAGUUUCUUUAAUUAAAAUUAAUUGAAUUAAUCAGUAUACAUGAACCAGAAAAUACUAUUUCAUGGCUUAAAAAUAAAUAAUAUUAAUUAGAAGAUGUAGAAUAAAUAUUUUUAUAAACUAAUAAUAUUGAAGGAUUAGGUUAUAUUAUGGAAUAAAAGGGACUUUAUUAAGAAGCUAUUGAUAAUUAUCUAUAAGUUUAUAAAGACGAAUCUAGAAAUUAUAUUAUAUCAUUUCGAAAUUAAGAUAGAGUAACUUAAUUAUUUCAAAAUCUAAUUAGAGCUACUAAAAUAGCUGUCUAAUCAGCAGAUUUAAAUUAAGAAUUAUAUUUAUAUAUAGCACAUUAAAUAUUUAAUCCAUUAAUGCAUUAAACACAUUGGUGUAAACUGAAAAAAUCAUAUAUUUUUAAUCAAUAAUUUAGUUAACUCUUCAUGCAUUUAUUUCGUUAUUCUCCAACUGAAUUAAUCAAAAUUAUUGAAAUAAAUCAUGAAACAUUUAAUUAAGUACAUCUCAAAAAUAGUUUUAUUACUGUUUUUAAAGAAUUUGGAUAUGAAAAAUAAUUAGUAGAAAAAAUAUCUCAAAUUAUUAGAAAUGAUAAUAUUAAAUUACUCAAAUUACUUUAUACUUUGCUUAAUAAAUCAAAUCUAUAUGAAACAACUUGUAUUGAAUGUUAAUAACCAUAUACUCAAGAUUAAGUCAUUCUUUUAAAAUGUGGACAUACUAUUCAUCCAUUCUGUUUGGAAAAUAAAUAUUGUCCUAUUUGUCAAAAUAUUUCAACUUAAUCAUGUAUUUAUUAUAAUCUAUAUUUAUAGUAAUUGAAAGUAUUGGAAUUGAAGAAUUAAAGAAAUCUAUCUUGAAAUCUAAAGUUGAUAAUUAGCAAUUAUAAUUAUUGAAGAAUGUUGAUGAUAUAGAUUUAGAGGAUAAUUUUAUUACAUCUACUACAUAAGAUGAUAAAGAAAUUAUGGAAUUAAGAUUACUAAAUAAAUUAGAUAUUUAUGAUUAAUUAAUUGAUUCUGCAUUACAAUAGGUAUUAUUAUUUAAUACUUUUAUAGUAUAAUUCAUUUCUUGAUUCAUAUUUUUGA